AGACGACCGCCCCAGCCGAGUGCGCGAUAUCGCUGUACACACUCACACAUACACACGCAUACGUAAUAUACAACACACACACACGCAGAAAUUUAGCAGUCUAUCGUAUUAUUAUACCCGUACGUGUGUUAACGUGUGUACAAGCAGUGAGAAAAUCAAACAGAAAAAAAAAAAAAUAAAAGUUUCAACCUAUCUGUGUCGCCCGCGCGCGUAUCGCGAUGAGCGAGAUCGUCUAAUCGAAAACGAUAACGCCGAACGCCGCCGCCGCCGCGCGCAUUACACGCGUACGCGAGAAAAAUUCGAUUUUCCGUCAGUGCGAGUACCACGGUUUUUGUUUUUCGUGUGCCGUUCCGUGGACCGGGCGUAUUUGGUGUCGGUCAGCGCGCUCGUCAGUGUGUAUUGUGUGUUUAACCGUAGUGCACAGCCCGACAGCCGCCGUCGUCGUCGUCGUCGUCGGGGUGUGCGACGGACUGGGCUUUUGCCACAACCGACGCCGAGUGCGGACAGCGGGUGGACGUGGGUCCGUCGACACUUUGGAAACGAGAAGAAGAAGAAAAAAACGUACAUGGACGAUGCAAUUUCGCCGGUCGUCGCCGCCGUCCUAAUAGGGUGACGGGCGGCCACACGAGUGGACGUGGACGGAUCCUGAGUAACGACAGUCGCUGUGCGUAAUUCUCAGUGAGGCCCUGCGCUGCGGUCACUGUGGAGUGGCACGAGGCGUCUGCUGCUGCUGGCCGCAUCGGUGGUGGUGGUGGUGGUGAGAACGGCGGGUGGGCAUCGCAUCGGAUAAUAACGGGCGCGCCGCGGCAGCCUACCGUCCUCCGUCGUCGUGGUGGACCGGGCCGCAAGGUGUUGCUAUUAUUGCAAUGGCGUGUUGCCUGUCCGAAGAGGCCAAGGAACAGAAGCGCAUCAACCAGGAGAUCGAGAGACAGCUGCGGCGUGACAAGAGGGAUGCCCGGCGAGAACUCAAACUCCUGUUGCUCGGUACUGGUGAAUCAGGGAAAUCUACGUUUAUCAAACAAAUGCGGAUCAUCCACGGUUCUGGUUAUUCCGACGAAGACAAACGAGGGUUUAUCAAACUAGUAUACCAAAAUAUAUUCAUGGCCAUGCAGAGUAUGAUCAGGGCCAUGGACAUGCUCAAAAUACAUUACGCUGAUCCAACUUGUUCUGAACGUGCAGAGCUCAUAAAAAGUGUAGAUUUUGAAACGGUCACGACUUUCGAAAGUCCAUACGUCGAAGCGAUCAAAGCACUAUGGGCGGACGCCGGCAUUCAAGAAUGUUACGACCGUAGACGUGAAUACCAGCUCACCGAUUCUGCAAAAUAUUACAUAAACGACCUAGCCAGAAUCGAAGCUCCCGAUUACUUGCCCACCGAACAAGAUAUUCUUCGAGCUAGGGCUCCGACUACGGGCAUUAUCGAAUACCCUUUUGAUCUCGACGGUAUCGUCUUCAGAAUGGUCGAUGUCGGAGGACAGAGAUCGGAACGAAGAAAAUGGAUCCAUUGUUUUGAAAACGUCACGUCCAUUAUAUUUCUGGUGGCGCUUAGUGAAUACGAUCAGAUUCUUUUCGAGUCCGAAAACGAAAAUCGGAUGGAAGAAUCAAAAGCGUUAUUCAAAACUAUCAUAACAUAUCCUUGGUUCCAACACUCGUCAGUAAUAUUGUUUUUGAACAAAAAGGAUCUUCUCGAAGAGAAAAUCAUGUACUCUCAUCUGGUAGAUUAUUUUCCAGACUUCGAAGGACCUCAGAGGGACGCCAUAAGUGCACGAGAGUUUAUUCUAAGGAUGUUUGUGGACUUAAACCCUGAUAGUGAGAAAAUUAUUUAUUCACAUUUCACGUGUGCCACAGAUACUGAAAACAUAAGGUUUGUCUUUGCUGCAGUGAAAGACACCAUACUUCAAUCCAAUCUCAAAGAAUACAACUUAGUGUAAUACAAUGAACGACACAAAACGAUGAUUGUCUGUAUGUUAAUAUUUUUUACUAUUAUAAUGUUAAAACAACAAUACGAUUAGUGUAAAUUCUAAUUAUAAAAUAAUAAUUGUAUAAAAAAACAAAUGAAAAUUUGAAAAAAUGUGUCCUACAUUUUUUUGUACAAUAUUUUUAACCAAUACGUUUUUUCUACAUUUUAUCUCCACGAGUGUUAAACGUUGGUGUCGCGUGUCAAGUCGGUGGAAAUUCAUCGUUGAUUUUAAAAACAUAACAUAAGGGUAACUUAAAAUUUUUUUUAAAACAAAUUUUUUACAUGUGUAAAAAUGUAAUGAAAAAAAUAAUAAAAACUACAAUUAAUACUUUUUAUAAGAGCGCAUUUUUUUCUAAUUAUUAUUAUUAUUAUUACUAUUAUUAUUAUUAUUAUUAUUAUUAUUAUAAUUUUUUUUAAUAUUAUUUAAAGAAAAUUAUAUAAUUAAUUAAUCUCCUAAUUUUCAUUGCAUUUAACCCUAUGUUAUAAUAAUUAUACAAACUAUGUAAUAUUAAAAUUUAAAACGAGAAGUCAAUAUAAAACAAAAUUUGUAUAUAUAUAAAUCUAUAAUAAGAUUAUAAGAAAUUAUAAAUAUCAGAAUAUAAAUUUUUAAGUGUAUACAAAACGAAAAUAGUUUCAAACACCGCCCGCCUUCCUUCAAAAAAACCAAGACAUUUCUUUUGUUUUUUUAUUUGUUGUAAUUAUUUAUAUAAUUAUUAUCUUUAACAUCGUGAGGUGGAGGUUUUGUUCGUACAAUUUUGAUUUUUAAAUGAUAAUAAUAAUAAUAAUAAAACCCUUAAAAUUGCAUUUAAAAAAAAAGGGUGGUUCUAGUCACAGUCUUGUUAAAAAAAAAGCUAUAAAAUUGUGAAUUUUUUCUAAGUUACCUGUGUACAUUUUUUUUAAUUUAAAACAAACGAAACUUUGUAAUUUUGGUAUUAAAACAACUUUGUCUUUUGAGCUUCGUCUCAAAAAAAAAAAAAAAUAUGCUCACCCCGAUUUUUAUUCUAUAUAUUUUGUUUAUAAUACUUUUAAGCCAACCAGUUUGUUUUGUUUUUUUUUUUUUUUAUUAUUAGAUAUAAAUUAGGUAUAUAUAUAUAUUGGUAAAUUAUAAUAUAUAUAUAUAUAUUUGUGUACAAUUCAACGUGUUUGAGAGGUGCCUUGCUAACUAUAAACUUUGUCGUUGCGUCGAUAUUUUAUCGAUUACCAUUUUGUUAUAAUAUUAUAAAUAGCUGUACGUGUAAUAAGUUGUUGUGCUAUAAAAUUUUACAUAUUUUAAAAAAGUGUAAGCUUUUAAUUUGUGUUCAUUUGUCAACUUACGGGGAGGGGGGAAUGUUUAACUUAGUGAGGUUCUCUUGGACAACGUGUAGAAUUAGUACGCGUGUACAUAAAAAGUUUGCGGGGUGAUCGCAAGUCUGACCAUCCAAUGUAUUCAAUGUAUUUUUUCUUGCAUUGCAUUGUAUAAACAUUUUUUAUAUACUGCAGCAAGUAAUUAUUUUCAAUACUUUUAUACAGUUUACAAACACGGGAAUACUUUACACAUAUUUUUUUUCUAAUUUAUUUCAGUCAAAAAAAAUAAUUUUACAUUAGACAUUUUACAUAUUUUUUAAACAUUUUAUUAUUUAU
Molecule: messenger RNA, 3577 nt
Organism: Adelges cooleyi (spruce gall adelgid)
Lineage: Eukaryota; Metazoa; Arthropoda; Insecta; Hemiptera; Adelgidae
Gene: Galphaq
Product: guanine nucleotide-binding protein G(q) subunit alpha
Exons: 8
Coding region: 867-1928 (353 amino acids)
Biological process (GO): adenylate cyclase-modulating G protein-coupled receptor signaling pathway; phospholipase C-activating dopamine receptor signaling pathway
Cellular component (GO): heterotrimeric G-protein complex
Molecular function (GO): guanyl nucleotide binding; G-protein beta/gamma-subunit complex binding; G protein-coupled receptor binding
Source: RefSeq, a predicted model, not a curated record